CAGAUGAGCUCUGUGCUGUGCCUGCCACCCGCACUAGCAGCUCCUUGGCACUGGCACAGUAGCAGCGUGCACAUGCAGUGCCUGGCGCAAGCGGCUGCGACUCCCGCUUGGGGAAUGACAGCAAACUCCUCAAUACUUGUAGCAGUGGAUGCCAAGGGGGGCAGCCUCUGGCCAGCUUCACCUGCUUGGGUGCUGAAAGAGUCCCCUGAUCCUCUUUGCCCCUUGGAUGAGAAAGGUAUUGAGUCCUGCCCCAGCCAAGUAACAUGCCCUUUAAUAGAGCCAUCUGCCUUGUGCUUUUUGACAGUUGGACCUAGCUGAGCCAUGGGCUGAAAGAGUGAUUGAUUUUUGCUCUUUCACUGUUGUAGUCACUGGUUGUGCUAAAUAAGGGCAGCAUUUCUGCAGGCCCCAGCCUGCUCCCCGUUCUCACCCUCAGCAAUAGCAUCUCUUUCCAAGAUGGUUCUCCUAGCAGGCAGCUGGGAGGCCACAUUAAAAGACUCACUGAGCUCUCUGCACCUUCAGAAGUCCUCAAGUAAGCCCACAACGACAUGCUGGGCUCAGGGCACUGCCACAGGCAUAACGCUUUGCUCUGUGCCUCUCUCCCAAGCAGUGCACAGAAAUGCAUGAAGUGCAAGGAGGGCACCCCGGUGCUGGUCAUCCGUGUCGGAGAUGCCUUCUGCAAGGCCUGCUUCCGAGAGUACUUCGUGCACAAGUUCCGGGCGAUGCUGGGGAAGAACCGAGUCAUCUUCCCAGGAGAGAAGGUUCUCCUGGCGCUGUCUGGCGGACCUAGCUCCAGCUCAAUGCUCCGGCAAGUCCAAGAGGGCUUGAGUCGGGAGACAGCGAAGAGGCUGCGCUUUGUGCCUGGUGUCAUCUAUGUGGACGAGGGAGCCGUGUGCAGGCAGAGCCCAGGAGAGAGAGAGGACACCCUAACUCAGAUGCAGGCCCUCCUGCAGGCCUCGGGUUUCCCCCACCACCUGAUCCACCUGGAGGAGGCGUUUGAACUGCCCAGCUCCAUCCUGCAACGUGCCCCCCACACGCCCAGCCCACCUGAGAGCAGCUACAAGGCGGCAGUGGAAGGCUUCAUCCAUCAGCAGCGGCGGGGGGCGGCAGGCACGGGGGACACCGUGGCACCUGAGGGGCAGGUCCAGGAGCGGCUGGCAGUGCUUGGCAUGCAAGAGGGUGCUGCAGCCUCCCCAGGGGGCCUCUUGCCAGACAGUGCCCUCACAGAGGAGCUGAGGCGGCUCUUCCAGGCCGUGACAACGCUGACAGCCAAGGAAGAGCUUCUGCAGAUGCUGCGGACCCACCUGAUCCUGCACACAGCCCGGAUGCAGGGAUACUCCAAGGUGAUGAUGGGUGACAGCUGCACCCGUGUGGCUGUCAAGCUGCUGACCAACCUCUCCCUGGGCCGUGGCGCCUUCCUGGCCCUUGACACGGGUUUCAUGGACGAUCGCCAUGGCGAUGUGGUGGUGGUGCGGCCCAUGCGGGAGUACACUGCCAAGGAGGUUGCCUUCUACAACCGACUCUUCGGCGUCCCCACUGUCUUCAUGCCUGCCCUGGACACCAAGGUCCUGGAGAAGCCCAGCAUCCACCGGCUGGUCGAGCGCUUCCUCUACGCGCUGCAGGCCGAGUUCCCCUCCACAGUCAGCACCGUGUACCGGACGGGUGAGAAGCUGAGUGCGACCCUUGCAGACACCGCAGCCAAACCCGAGCACUGCCUCCUUUGUCUCUGUGUCCUGGACACCAGUGUGGUGGAGGGGUCCACGCUGCAGGCUUUGCUGAUCUCCGAGGAGCUGUCCCAGAAGAGACCACUGGACCUGCUGCCUGCCAGGGGCGGCUGCUGUGCCGGGGCAGGGGCACACAGGUGCUGUGGGAGCCCCCCAGCCUCCAGGACCAAGGCCUGGGCUGACUUCCUGCCAUUGCUGUGCUAUGGCUGCAGACUCACCAUCAAGGACAUGACCUGCCUGGAGCCACUCCCACCCUAUAUCCGGUCAGAGGCUGAGCGCAGGAGGCGCAGGGCUGCAAUAAAGCAGGAGAUCCAGGAGUACUUGCUGGAGGACGAGGCUGCGGAGCCCAAGAGCUGAGCCUGGCCCACGGUUGCCCCCAAGGGCAAUGCAUCAGGUCUCUUUCAAAGAAGAGAGGCAGCUCCCUGGGGGAGACCACUGCAUGGCUUAGGCCUGGGUUUCCCAGCAACUGGAGCCUUCAUCCCGUGCCCGUGCACUGGCCCCAGUCCACUCACUUAGCUCCAAGCAGCCUUUCAGCU
Gavialis gangeticus (Gharial) is the source of this 2257-nucleotide messenger RNA. It is a transcript of the gene CTU2, whose product is annotated as cytosolic thiouridylase subunit 2. Gene Ontology annotation, biological process: tRNA wobble position uridine thiolation. The transcript has 14 exons. NCBI's taxonomy places the organism in Eukaryota, Metazoa, Chordata, Crocodylia, Gavialidae. Gene Ontology annotation, cellular component: cytosol. The record is from RefSeq and is a predicted model, not a curated record. Bases 546 to 2078 code for a protein of 510 amino acids. Gene Ontology annotation, molecular function: tRNA binding; sulfurtransferase activity.